AAGGAACUUCAACAUCUAGAGAAUACUUCUUGUCCGAUAUCUUCAACAUGAAUUGGGCAACAAUUGCACCAGAAUCCCGCAUCUACAAAGGCAAGAACCUUUUUAGAUGGGAGGUUUCUCCAGGUCUUGAGCACCAUUGCGGGAUAUGUGCAACACCUCUCCAUAAUGCGCGUGCGAAAACUUCUUGCAUCGGAAAGCAUGUCGAACCUUGUUACAGGUUCCAUCAACAAUUGCAUUUCGUUGGCAAAUCACACGAAUGCUUUGGCUGCAAUUCCUCUGAUGAGAUGCACCACAACCGGCAUAAGGAAAUCCUCAAGAUCAUACGCGAGCUAUCUGCCCUCGAUCAAGCCAAUGCUAUGCUCCCCCCAGGCUACGCUUUCAGCGGAAGCAAACCCCGUCGAGGUUCUACGCUAACGGCAAGUACCAACACCUUCACGGAUACGAGUUCAGAGAGCGUCGGCGGGGAAACCUCUAAGGUGACAAGGAGAGAACGGAAGAAAGCAAAAAAGUCCGGCAAUAACUCUACCAGCAAGGGUCGGCGCAAUGUGGAAGCGUUUCCAAAAGAAGAAUUGGACUUUGUCAGCGAAGCACUUCAUCUGAGUGUGCAUGAGAGCAAGGGUGCUUGGGAAGGUACAUACAUCUACGAUCACAAGCAGCCCGAAUCCGAAGAGAGUGGUGCUAUUGUCGAUGAUGCCGACAUUGAUACAGACAUUGAUAGCGUUGCCGGGCAAAUCGAUAAUCUCAGCGUCAAGUCUCCCGAGAACAUGACACCCAGGCAAAGAAAAACUGUAAAGAAAUUCACCAGCUCGAUCAACCACUCAAGUUACGGUGGCGGCUCUCGCAAAUUCGCUUCUCAAACUUCACCAAAAACUGAUCCCUUCGAUGGCCUUGAUCCCAAGAUUUUCUUCCGGCUCGGCGUCGAAGUGGAAUACCCUCCCAAGAACUCGAAGACUCGAAAAGAACUUGUCACAAAGUUGGUCGCCGCGGCCAAGGAGGAUAUCGAGAUCAUUGAGCGAGAGGAAGCGGAGUCCGCGAUGAGGGAGGAAGGUUUCUGGAGAUGGGCCGGCAAAACGGCGUACCAUGCAAUUCUGCAGACACGACAAGAGCUAGAUUGGGCGACUGGACAGAAGAAGGGUGCCCCGAGGAUUGACUUCCCCGAAGAUGAGAUGAGGUCCGACCUAGAAGCGAAAGCAGUUGGAGAAGCCAUUCUAGACGAGGUCAUUCAAGCUCCCGAGGAAGUUGCCGAAGAUGAAAACGAAUGGCAGCAAGUCGGAAAAGCAUCAAUGACACCAGCCCUGAAGGAAUUGAAGGUUUACGUCAAGAAGGCGGCCGUCACGAAGAAGAAUGUCCUCACGAAAGUGCAACCAUUACCCGACGCCAGUAACUUCAACGACUCCACCGAGUUUAUCGAAGAGGAAAGCGCAGGUGAUGUCGAUGAGAUGGUGAAGCGCUACUCGCAGCGAUUGGCAGGCAAGAGAGAUCUGGGCGGCAACUCUCCGACAUCUGACUCUAAGAAGCGGGAAGGAAGAUUGGUCAUUUCAGUCAAAUGAGUGCACACCUUUGGUGGAUAUGUUGCGUUUACUGGCUGGAUUUUGUUGAGUUUGUUACAGGUUGUGCUUGACUCGCCACCUUUUUGACUUUUCCUUUCCCACGUUUUGCGCAUUUUGACUUUAGAGCACGCACAGUUGAUGACCAGAUAAGAAGGAGGGAAUUGACCGAAUCUGAAGGCUGGCCUUGCCAAAGGCACUCUCCACUCACUUUCAUGAGAUAGUGUAUGUAAUGAUAAUGAAUUUUGACAUGAG
Molecule: messenger RNA, 1802 nt
Organism: Hyaloscypha bicolor E
Lineage: Eukaryota; Fungi; Ascomycota; Leotiomycetes; Helotiales; Hyaloscyphaceae
Exons: 5
Coding region: 48-1550 (500 amino acids)
Source: RefSeq, a predicted model, not a curated record